AAAGCUUGUCAUUUAGAAAUAUACAUUUAAGAUAUAAUGUAUUUCAAACUCUGUCAUAUGCAUAACUAUGCACAUUAUGGUGUGCAUUUAAAUAAAUUAAGUAGUAGAUAGUAUACACAGGGCUUUGUAGCUGAGACGUGUAGAAACAGCAUGUUGUAGUGUACGUUUUGUCCUGCAGGUGGCACUUUCCACUCGCGGAAGUCUAAAAUAAAACGUCAAAUUCAAACCGUGUUCAAAACAUGGCUUCAAGAAGAAACUUGGAUUUAUGGUAGCGUGCCGGGUGAUUACUUUUUUUUAGUUGCGUAGUAUUGAAAAUUAUAUAUAUGAAACAGACCAGCACACAGCCCCAUAACCAUGCAUUAUCCCAGUGGUUUAUAAUCCUCAUCCUGGGGUUACCCCCUUGGCCGAGGGAGCGAAGUGGAUAAAAGAAAUAGAAAAUAAAUCUUGUAUGCUGCGCAUUUUUAGCGCAACGUUGAUGGUUUUGAACAGAUGAAAAAUGCCUGACCAAUCACGAGACGAGGCAGAACUUGGACCAAUGAACAUCGGCGAAUAGGAGCGGAACCUUUAUGGCGCACUAAUGCCAUUAUUUAGUUCAAAACAUUAAUUUAUCGAUUGUAAGAGAUCAUUGCCACCGUGUUGAUUUAGAAAUAACGGUGCUGUAAAAGUGAAUUAACCUGAAAGUGCCGUUUCGCUGAAUCGGUUUGCAACUAAAUCAGCUGGUUGGAUCAGACGGAACAAUGACCUCGGCAUCAACAAAGGUUGGUGAGAUCUUCUCUGCAGCAGGGGCUGCAUUUACUAAACUAGGGGAGCUCACCAUGCAGUUGCACCCGGUGGCAGACUCGAGUCCAGCAGGAGCUAAAUGGACCGACACAGAGAUUGAGAUGCUCCGGUCAGCUGUUAGGCGCUUUGGUGACGACUUGAACGCUCUCAGCUCGGUCAUCAAGAAACGCACCGUGGCACAAAUCAAGACCACAGUCAAGCGGAAGCUUUAUGAAGACAGUGGAGUUCCUUUGUCUUCUGACUCACCAAAGAAAAGUACCAAGAAGGUCCCGGUUGUUAUGGCUCCCCCUCCACCACCAACAGUCAUGGCUGUGCCAACAUCUCAGGUUGUGGUGACAACAGGCUUACAAGGUCCUUCUACAGGCUCAGCUGGGAUCAAGAAGCCAAAAACGGCAGAUGUUACUCUCAGUGCUCUGAAUGAUUCAGAUGUGAACAGCGAUCUUGUGGACAUCGAGGGAAUUGGUGACAGCCCUGCGACCAAAAAGCUCAACUUUGAUCAAGAAAGUCUGAAUCUUGACUCAAGUCUCAUCAUGAACUCCAGUGACCUGCCUCUACUGUCCCGCUGAACCUGGCUCUCGACUUAAACCCAUAAACUGUAAAGGGGGGGGAGGAAGGACAUUACAUCAGACUGGGCUAAACCCUGGCAAAACACAGCCCAGUCCAGGAACCAACCCCUUUAGUUUGUAUUAUAUAGAUUGUUUCUUAAAUGACAACUGCAAUGUCAGACUUGUAAAAAUUUCUGGCGAAAUUUCUUGUUUUAUUUUAUAUUCAUUCUGGUGUGUCUGAAAAUGGUUUAAACAGGUCAGCAACGUCUCAAACUAUUUUUGUUGUAUAACAAAAGAUGUGAUGCUAAAACGUAUUAAUUUUAAUGAAUUCAUUUUAAAUAAAAAUGUAUGUUUGUUUCAUGUAUUUGAAGAAACACCUUCAAUGCACCAAGUUGUUAUAUUGGGAAGCUGUUCCCCUGUCAAGUGUUUAUAAAUACAUGAUCCUAUUUUCCUGUACUGUUUGUCCUAGUGUCAGCUUAUAUAUGUUCUAAAUUUUAUUAGGUCACAUUGAUAGAAAUCUGCAUGCAUUCUGCAAAUGACUGCGUGCAACGCAAACCUUCUUUACGCUUUGCUUUAUUAUUUGUUUUCAUAAGGUCAUCACUGCAUGUUUCAGGACUGAUACAAAAUGAAAUCCUGAUUUAUAAAAAAAUAUAUAUAUUUUAAAUGUUAAAUUUGCUUUUUAUCUUUUUUUUUUUUUUUUUUAAAGACAGUCUAUGCUUUGCUCACAAGGGAGUCUGUCAAUCAUUUUGUUUCUGAUAAAUUAUACAUGAGCAAUGUAACAAUGUAAAGCCUAUUUAUUCUCAACAGAUUCUGUAAGCGCACCUUUAAACACUGGUCUGGUGUGAAACAUGACAAUGUUUUCCACAAUUAUUGUGCAUGAAUUCAUUGGAAAAAAGUCCCUACACCUUCUUCAUACAAGUUAGUUGAAAACUUCAAUAAACUACCUAAUUUUUUUUUUU
This is a messenger RNA of Silurus meridionalis, 2284 nucleotides long. RefSeq lists its product as uncharacterized. The transcript is spliced from 6 exons. Gene Ontology annotation, cellular component: MLL1 complex; NURF complex. Lineage: Eukaryota; Metazoa; Chordata; Actinopteri; Siluriformes; Siluridae. Bases 738 to 1346 code for a protein of 202 amino acids. The record is from RefSeq and is a predicted model, not a curated record.